This is a messenger RNA of Etheostoma cragini (Arkansas darter), 1199 nucleotides long. It is a transcript of the gene arl6ip1, whose product is annotated as ADP-ribosylation factor-like 6 interacting protein 1. The transcript is spliced from 6 exons. NCBI's taxonomy places the organism in Eukaryota, Metazoa, Chordata, Actinopteri, Perciformes, Percidae. The record is from RefSeq and is a predicted model, not a curated record. The coding region runs from base 94 to 822 and encodes 242 amino acids.
ACAAAUAAAAAAAAACUACAUUUCCCAGAAUGCCAUGGCCUGAUUUUGACGCACAUUUUGACAUAAAUACAUCCUGCCAGAGUUCGACCGUUAAUGUGUUGCCGAAAACCAGUAAAGGAGGCGUGUGUGCUACUGCUCUGCGGGGUCGUUUCCCUAUUAACGUAUAACCAAAUACACAAUAGAAACCUAACCGACGGUGGUUCAGUAACGAUGGCUGACGGAGACAACAAAAGCGCAAAUAUGCUAGCUCAGGAAACGGCCCAACUGGAGGAGCAGCUGCAGGGCUGGGGUGAAGUGAUCCUGGCUGGGGAUCGCGUUGUGCGCUGGGAGAAGCCUUGGUUCCCUGGAGCUCUGAUGGCUGCCUCCACUGUGAUCUUUCUGCUGAUUUACUACCUGGACCCAUCAGUGCUGACUGGGCUCUCCUGCGCUGUCAUGUUGCUGUGCCUAGCAGACUACCUGGUACCCACACUCGCACCCAGAGUCUUUGGCUCCAAUAAGUGGACCACCGAGCAGCAGCAGCGUUUUCACGAGAUCUGUGGUAACCUGGUGAAGACCCAGCGUCGGAUCGUGGGUUGGUGGAAGCGUCUCUGUGCCCUCAAGGAGGAGAAGCCUAAAAUGUACUUUGCCUCAGUGAUCAGCAGCUUGCUGGUAGUGGCCUGGAUUGGACAGCAGGUGCACAACCUCUUCCUCACCUACCUGAUUGUGAACUUCCUGCUGCUGCUACCUGGCCUGAACCAGCACGGGGUCAUCACAAAGUACGCAUCCAUGGCCAAGAGGGAGAUCAACAAACUGCUCAAACAGAAGGAGAAGAAGAACGAGUAGAUGGAAGUAUGAAGAGGAAGUCUCUGAAAGAUGAACCAUGACAAAAUGGAAUGGGAAGGAAAUAGUAUAAAGAGAGGAGAGCAACAAAGUAAAGAAAAAAAGAACCCCCUGGUUCCUCCGUCUCUGCCACAGAGCAAGACACCCUUUAUUCACACAUUGGAUAAGUUUAAUUUCUCUUUCACCAUUUGACAUUCAAACCCCACAUCACCUACUAGUUGUUUAUUUUGAAUUUAUCUGCCAUGCAUGCAGUCACCACAUGAAGUUAUCUGAUAUUGUCACUCAUUUGUACACAGCACUGAAAGUUCAACAACACAUGCUCCCUGGCCCCAUACACAAUGUUUAAAACCCUCCUUCUGUUCAGGUGUGCUUCAUUUUAA